GCCGACGAGAGAUGGUAAGCCCAGUCUUGUUCACUGCACCAACCCAAGCCAAAUAUCACUGUGCGCUGAUCAAGCCGAACCAACCACUCAUCAAUGGUGUUCUUAGCCAUUCCUUCCCUCUCUCCUUCUCACAAAAGCCUCUUCCUCCUCGCCUCCCCUCUCUCAAGCUUUCCAGUUCUUCUUCUGAUUCUAAUUCUCCGUCUUCGGUUUCCUCUCACGACACUGACCAAGUAGCCUACGACUUCUCCCCCGUUUUCAAAGUCUACAAAGACGGCCGCGUAGAGAGACUCGCCGGCCUGGAAACCGUUCCUCCCGGCGUCGACUCCGUAACCGGUGUCGAAUCCAAAGACGUCGUGAUUUCUCCAGGCGAAGCCAUAUCCGCCAGGAUUUUCCUUCCCAAAAUCACGAACCAGGGUCAGAAAUUACCUGUUCUCGUUUACUUCCACGGCGGCAACUUCUGCAUCGAAACCGCUUUCUCCCCAGCUUACCACAACUUCCUCAACUCCGUUACUUCUCGGGCGAACGUCAUAGGCAUCUCUGUCAAUUUCCGCAAUGCGCCGGAGCACCCGGUUCCAACGGGUCAUGAAGAUUCAUGGACUGCCGUCAAAUGGGUCGCUUCCCAUUUAGGCGGCAGCGGCCCCGACGAGUGGCUGAAUCGUCACGCCGAUUUGGGUAAGGUUGUCUUCGCCGGGGAUAGUGCGGGCGCUAAUAUAGCACACCACAUGGCGAUUAGGGUCGGGUUAGAAAAACCACGGGGCCUAAAGCUGGAAGCUUUAGCCUUGGUGCAGCCCUUUUUCUGGGGCGAAGAACGAACAGAGUCGGAACGGAAUCAAGCUGCAUACUCGGCGAAGCUGGAUCGCCUAUGGAAGUUUCUGAGUCCGAGUGCGUCUGGGGGCGACGAUGCGUUGGUUAACCCGGAGAAGGAUCCGAACGUGGGAAGGCUAGAUUGUAAGAGAGUGCUCAUUUGUGCUGCAGAGGAAGAUUUGUUGAGGGAUAGAGCCCUGAAUUACAGAGAAUUGCUGGGGAAGAAUGGAUUUUCGGGGGAUGUAGAAGUGUUUGAGACGAAAGGGGAAAACCACGCGUUCCACAUAUUCAAGCCAACUUGUGAGAAUGCUAUGGCUUUACUGAGCAUUAUUGCUUCCUUCAUCAAACAGGAAAAGCGGUAAGCAUUGGACUACUUUACUUUUUUGUGGCUUACUGUAUUUCACAGUUUUUAUUGUUAGAUUGCCCGUUUGGGUUUUAAUAUUUGCACGCUUUGCGGCUACAUAUUUGGGUGUAGAAUAUCAAAUUCCAAUCCAAAGAUAUGCAGUUAUAUUCCCAUAACAAAAAUCUGUGCUAUCAGCAAGCCUCCCCCCGGGGGGUCUUUGCCUGUAAGAUUUUUUAACAUCGACGGAUAACAAUUUUUUUUUAUUGGAGCUAGCUUAAGUAAUUUUGUACUAUACAAUGUAAAUAUAUAUGAGAAGAAAGUGAUUUUUAAAAGUGUUCAAAGCACACCGUUAAUCCAA
Molecule: messenger RNA, 1505 nt
Organism: Neltuma alba
Lineage: Eukaryota; Viridiplantae; Streptophyta; Magnoliopsida; Fabales; Fabaceae
Product: probable carboxylesterase 2
Exons: 1
Coding region: 12-1166 (384 amino acids)
Molecular function (GO): hydrolase activity
Source: RefSeq, a predicted model, not a curated record